Messenger RNA from Peromyscus maniculatus bairdii (prairie deer mouse), 1648 nucleotides. The record is from RefSeq and is a predicted model, not a curated record. NCBI's taxonomy places the organism in Eukaryota, Metazoa, Chordata, Mammalia, Rodentia, Cricetidae.
GUUGAGGUCAGAGGAGGCGGGCAACGCGUCCAAAACCAGCGCCUGCGCGUGCUCAAGGCAACCAGGAGCAGAGAGAUCGAGCGUGCGGCUUGGGUAGCCGGAUUCCGUGACACCACCUGGGCCACGCGCCACCACGUCCUGCCCGGCAUGGAGGGCGAGUGCCGGGUGCUCUCCAUCCAGAGCCAUGUCGUCCGAGGCUACGUGGGCAACCGAGCCGCCAUGUUCCCGCUGCAGGUUUUGGGAUUUGAGGUUGAUGCCGUGAACUCUGUGCAGUUUUCCAACCACACAGGCUACGCCCAUUGGAAGGGCCAAGUGCUGAAUUCACAGGAACUCCAUGAGCUGUACGAAGGCCUCAAGAUAAACAGUGUGAAUAAGUACGACUACGUGCUCACUGGUUACACGAGAGACAAGUCCUUCCUGGCCAUGGUGGUGGACAUCGUACGGGAGCUGAAGCAGCAGAACCCCCGGCUCGUGUACGUGUGUGAUCCCGUGAUGGGCGACAAGUGGAACGGCGAAGGCUCCAUGUACGUCCCCCAGGACCUCCUUCCCGUGUACAGGGAGAAAGUGGUGCCCGUGGCAGACAUCAUCACUCCCAACCAGUUUGAGGCUGAGUUGCUGAGUGGCAGAAAAAUCCACAGUGAGGAGGAGGCACUGGAGGUGAUGGACAUGCUGCACUGCAUGGGUCCUGACACAGUGGUCAUCACCAGCUCUGACCUGCCCUCCCCACAGGGCAAUGACUACCUGAUCGCCCUGGGCAGCCAGAGGAUGCGGAAGCCUGAUGGCUCCACGGUGACCCAACGCAUCCGGAUGGAGAUGCGCAAAGUGGAUGCCGUCUUCGUGGGCACUGGGGACCUCUUCGCUGCCAUGCUUCUGGCGUGGACACACAAGCACCCAGACAACCUGAAGGUGGCCUGUGAGAAAACCGUGUCCGCCAUGCAGCACGUGCUGCAGAGGACCAUCCGGUGUGCCAAAGCUCAAGCAGGAGAAGGAAAGAAGCCCAGCCCGGCUCAGCUGGAGCUGAGGAUGGUCCAGAGCAAAAAGGACAUCGAGGACCCCGAGAUUGUGGUGCAGGCCACGGUGCUGUGAGGGCCGUGCAUUCGCCCCGACACACCGUGUCCCGGGGUCUCUGUUUUCAUCCCUGUGAAAGCUGUAACGUCUGCCUUAGAGCCAUGACUGACACUUGACAUUUUAUUCCUUCCUGAGGGUCGGGUCUCAGCUGGUCUCAAUGGUGAAAAUGUGCCAUCAUGUUUUUUUAAAAAAAUAAUAACAAAGCCGUCGCAGAAAUAUGUGACUCAGAAACAUGGCCCCUUCUCCCCCAAGGCUCUGGGCCUACUGACUGCCUCUUGUUGACUCAUAGGUGUGUGGGAGGCAGGGUGGAGUAGGCAAGCCUGCUGCCCGUGGACCCUUGUGUUAGCCAUGGGCUGCCAUUGCCCCCAGAUUCCUGCGGGGAUUAGGACUAGGCCUGCGGUGGCAUUAUUUUUAAAUUGGGUUAAGUCUUAACCAUGGCAUCUGGAAGAAUUACGCCAAAUGUCUUCAUUGCCGUUUGGGUCUUACCCUUGCUCCUGCACCAGAGUUUCUGUGUGUGUCUCUGCUGCUCUCUGUGUCUCCGAGGACGUCACACUUACCCAGCUGUGGACUCUGGGAAGGU